AUGGGAAAGCAAUACGUUUGUGUAUCCGACGUUGUAACGUUGAAGCCUAUGGAAUGGGUUAUUGAUUUGCUCGGCUGGACAUUAUGCUACGAUUCGAAAAAUUUACUUGGGAGGAUUGACUACAUUCUUUACCACUUAGCGCAACAGGCGUUGGAGGCCAACAACAAAGUAACUGUUGAGGGUAUUGCGAGCUUUUGGGGUCCCAUAUUGGAUAAUUAUGUGAAAUUCACCGAAUAUAACUUGAAGAAGGUGAAAUAUUUACUAGAACUACCUAAAGCGAAGACACGCUUGACUCUUUGGAAAGCAGAUUUAGGUGAAGAGGGAAGCUUUGAUGAUGCAAUUCAAGGUUGUACCGACGUGUUCCAUGUCACCACACCUAUGGAUUUUGAGUCCAAGGACCCCGAGCUGAUGGCUUUGGUCUCAAUUGCAGAAUCAAGUUAUAAACCAACGAUCAAUGGAGUGUUAAGCAUCAUAAAAGCAUGUGCCAAUGCCAGAACUGUUAGAAGGUUAGUAUUCACAUCAUCUGCUGGAACCAUUGACAUUGCAGAACAACAAAAGCCUUGUUAUGAUAAAAGUUGUUCGAGCGAUCUCAAAUUUAUUCAUGACAAAACAAUGACUGGUUUGAUGUAUUUUGUCUCCAAGACAAUGGCUGAGCAAGCUUCUUGGAAGUUUGCUAAAGAAAAAAACGUUGAUUUUGUCAGCAUAAACAAUAGAAAGCCAUCGCUGGAGAUCGUAGAGACGAACGGAGUAAACCUGAGCAGAGAAACUACAUUGAGAUACAGACGCAAUUGCUUGAACUGUGAUGGAGGGAUCAGUUUGGUGAGAACAUCAGCAAUUUGCUCCGCUGAUGGUAGAUAA
Molecule: messenger RNA, 858 nt
Organism: Hibiscus syriacus
Lineage: Eukaryota; Viridiplantae; Streptophyta; Magnoliopsida; Malvales; Malvaceae
Product: dihydroflavonol 4-reductase-like
Exons: 7
Coding region: 1-858 (285 amino acids)
Biological process (GO): steroid biosynthetic process; anthocyanin-containing compound biosynthetic process
Molecular function (GO): 3-beta-hydroxy-Delta5-steroid dehydrogenase (NAD+) activity; dihydroflavanol 4-reductase activity
Source: RefSeq, a predicted model, not a curated record